AUGCAGAAAGCCCCCGAAGCCGGGCCAGAUCUCAUGACCUACGUCUGGGCAGGGAUCAACAUGGCAUCGCUCGUGGCGACGCUCCUCUCUGGGCCUCUCAUACACGAGUACGGCUGGCGUGCCGCUUUCUUUUGCACGGCGAUUCCUGCAGUCUUCGUCUUGGUUCCAAUCGCCUUGGGCUGCCUCGAAGAGAUUCCAGCAAGCCGGGAGGAGUUGGCAAAAAUUCGGCAGCAUUAUUUCGAGCAUCGGGAGACCUGCUUCCUCUGUCUCAUCAUGCUUCUCAGCACCUUCACCAUCAUGAUUGUUGGCCUCGUCCAGCACGACCCGCGGAUCAAUUUCGCAGUUUCCCUCGCUACUGCUUUGUUCAUGCUGCUCUGCUUCUCCCUUUGCCUCACACCCGUAAUCGCCAAAGCGAAUGCUUUCGCCGUGCUCUACACUGGUUUGAGUGCCUCGAUUUCUGGCGCUGCUUUUUAUUUCUACACCGACACGCCGGAGAUGUAUCCAGCCGGGCCGCAUUUCUCUGAUGUCUUCUUCAACACCAUCCUCGGCACCGUUGGGGUCAUCUUCUCCUUGUUGGGCAUGUUCCUUUAUCAGCGGUACCUCGGGGGUCUCCAGUACAGAAUGCUUAUCCGGAUCACCGCAAUGAUCAUGUUCUGCUUCAGCGUGCUGGACGUAAUGAUGUUCGCGCGUGUGAAUGUCAGGUUUGGCAUCCCAGAUCACUGGCUCGUCCUGGGAUUGUCGAUUUGCGAGCAGAUGGUGUACCAGUGGCAGUGGAUGCCGCAGGUGUUGCUGAAUGCAAACCUUUGUCCACGCGGCAUGGAGGCGACCAUGUUUGCACUCCUCGCUGGAUGCCACAAUCUGGGCAUGACCGUGAGCUCCAACUUUGGUGCGGCCUUGCUCCACGUGUUGGACGUGAAGCCUCGAGGUGCCGUCGGCGAGGCCGCUCAGUUUGAUAACCUCUGGAUUGCGGCGGCGAUCAGCUCCGUUCUUCCGCUGGUGACGGCUCUCUGUCUCAGCCACUUGCUGCCAGACUGCAGGCAGAAUGAGAAGAUCGACGCCGUAGCUGACCCGACGCAGGGUUCCGUCCUGCGGCGCUGGCUGAGCCAGAGAUCCGAUUCCAGGGUGCUUUAA
This is a messenger RNA of Symbiodinium sp. CCMP2456, 1131 nucleotides long. Lineage: Eukaryota; Dinophyceae; Suessiales; Symbiodiniaceae. The record is from the annotation of a GenBank genome assembly.